Trypanosoma rangeli is the source of this 3489-nucleotide messenger RNA. Its product is annotated as putative dolicholphosphate-mannose synthase. The record is from RefSeq and is a predicted model, not a curated record. The coding region runs from base 1 to 3489 and encodes 1162 amino acids. The transcript has a single exon. Lineage: Eukaryota; Euglenozoa; Kinetoplastea; Trypanosomatida; Trypanosomatidae.
AUGGCGCGCUUGCCUUUUUCCACGAGUUACCUGCGACGGCACGCGCACCUCGGCUUGACUGUGAAGAGCCUUAACUGCUUUGAGAGCGACAUUGCAAUCGGCCCCCAGCCGUCCCUGUCUUCACCUCCGGCACCGUCGGAACUGCCGCAAAGGGGCGUCUAUACAAACUUACGUCGCUCGGCGUACUCCGUGCUUAGGAACCGCAAUACUCCUCCGGGUGUCUGUGCGCAAAAUCUUCCCUCCCCUAAGGAGUCACUCCCUGCGUCAAAGCGAAACCGAUGCUGCUGUGCUGCGCUACUUUACCGCGCGACUGAGCAGAAACUGCAGCCGGAGAGCCCUUCCUUAGCCUUUGUUCGCAGCGAGGGGGACCGGGAGCGGGACGACUUUGUCUUUGCACUGAAACUUGCCGCUGUGGAGCAGCCGUUACGACGACUGUUGGGCGAGGCAAAGUACGAGGCUCUGGUUGGUCCCGCGUUAACCGAGGCUCAGCAAGUCGGGCUAUGCGAGUGUCUUUCGCAGCUGGAUGGGGCUGAGGGCGAGGGGGUGGACAAGGGCUCCUGGGUGGCGCGACUACUGCUUACACCUGAGGAGGACAAUCGCGUCAAGUGGCUCCACGAGGAUGGAGAUCUCUCCCCUGUCGCCUUCUCACGUCUUCCUUCUUUCAGGACGAUGUACGUCGCGUACCACGCCCGUGAGGUACAUCGACUUGACAUGCAACAAUUUGAGGCUAUCGAGGCACGCAUGAAGGAAAACGGCACAGAUUGGAGCAUGUCUGAUGCUGCUGUUGUAUAUUCUUUCGCGAUGAACAGCAAUGAGCUGAGACCGUUUUUUUGCCAUGUGGUGAGAGACGUUUUGCUUGCAUCUGAGAGAGAUGCAUCCAAUGCGAUGGUAGAGAGAACACCAAGUGCUAAUCUGCGGCACGUUCUUGGGGCCAUUUUACUUUUGCAGUGUUUGAGGCUGCUACAGCAUGAGGCUGAGAAAGUUGCUGGUCAUAUGGCGAAUCCUCCCACUUACCUAUUUACAGCCACUACACGCCUUUUUGAGCUUGCCACGGCAUUGCCGAAAACGGAUGAGGUAACUCGGUUUGUAGAUGUUUUAGCUGAUAGUUGUCGUGCGAGCGUCUUGUUGCUAGCAGCCACAUACAAUGUUCCAGGGGACAGCCCUCAGCUACCCGGCUUCACGCUCUGGUUGCUGAAGGAGGCUCCCAGCUGCUCUACGUGCCACCACCAUUUCCGCCGGAUAGUGCAGCACAGCCAGGCGGACGCAAUUAGUCUCUUGGAAAAAAGCGGUCUUCUUUCGGCGAAGUCCACUGACCUUCGUGUCGUGAUGACGCUCCUCCUGCCACUUCUCGACAGCAGUGGCAAUGAGGAAUUUUUUAUCCUUGUCAUUCGUGAGGUAUUGAUGGGACUGGAAGAACGUCUUCGCCGCGAUGCGCAUUCAUUUUCAAAGGAUGACUUGGGUUUUGUGGCGGCACUUGGUGCACGUCUUUUUGACACACAGCAGCGGGAAAACCUGCGGCCGCAUCGCGGCACAGGCACCUUCGACACUGCGGCGCGUGAACAACUGGAGGAACUGCAGGUGAUGGACGGCAGCCCGUGGGCACUGGUGACCUUCUCGUACAGCCGUCUAAAGGAGAUUCUGCGUGCCCUGGUUCGGGAUCAGCGACGGCUGAAGAGGCAGGUUCAGGUGCAGGUGCGCAAUAUUGUGGAGGCGGUGACGGCUGAUGCACACAGUGAUGAGACACGGGACCACUCUCCUUUUUCUCGUGAGGGGUCUGCGGCAGCCGAACCCAACGUAUUCCCACCCACAACCUCUUCGGCGGGGGUGGCGGAGGAGGAGGGUCGAUGUGCCGCCACCGCCACGACGGACGGCGACAAUGGCAGUAGUGGCCGUGGAGGCGGUGGCGUGGGGAGUGCACCGUCCUUCUUGCGACUGUCCACGCCGGCCUCUAUUCGGGGGCGUUUCGUGGCCUUUGUGGAGGAGUUGAUCAAGGCCCUCGUGGAUGAAACAGGGGCCAAUCAACAGGGCUCAAGGGUUGUCAGCGAUGAACUCUUUGCGUUUGUGGAGCAGCAUGUGCCCUUACCCAACAUCCACGACGAAUACCGGCGGAAACUGUUUCUUCUUGUAAAUGUCUUCACUGAGGGUGGCCCCCCAGGAGAGGCCAAAGCCAACGGCGACCCGGCAGACGACCCGGACGAAAUCCCGGCCGAGUUGCGUCUGCUCGUUACCUCACUUCCUCUCACGCUAUCACCGUGGGCGAGUGUCAUGGUUUUGCGCGAGGUGCUGAGCGAGUCGGCGGGGAAUAAUCCCAGGUAUACGUAUGUUCUUAAUGCGGCUAUUGACCUCCAGCUUCCCAUCUCGGCUACACGCUCGAGGAUCGCGACGGCGCUCAACAUGUGGAGGUUUCUCACCUCGCAGGCGGACAAACUCACCUUCAACGAGCAAGUGCGGAUGAAGCAACGCUGUUUUCUCAAUCUCCCUCUUUCGUACAUCCUCUCCUCUUACUGGUCGCUUUUGACCUGGCUCGCUUUGCUGGCGAUAAUAGGGUUGAAUGUUGUGGGGAUGGACUUUGAGUCGCAGUACGUGGCCACACGCCUGUUUCAGGAGUUUGCCCCGCCGGACGAGGUUCUGCCGCCCGUGACGGAGGCGUGGAACAAGGAGGGGGCGGAGGAGUUGGUCUCCACCUACUUUGAGGACGCUGGGCCGGGUGUCAACAACGUGCCCCACCAGCAGCAGCGGCGAAGUUCAUCAGAGCUGUUUUUGUCGUCUGCGUCGUAUAUUUUCCUCGGUGAAGAUGAUCAGCGCCGCCCCAUGACAGUCGUGCCCAUCGGCAGCAGCGCGGGCCAAGGCGCUGUGCAGCGCGCCACAGAGGAGCUUGCCUGCGCCUCUGCAGUACUGCAAGAAUUCUCGCGGCGGCUUCCCUUUCCGUUUUUUCUUCAACUGGAGAAGGAACUUCCUCUAGAGCUUAUUGUUUCGCGCGUGGCGGAGCGCAUCCGCCGCGUCUCCUUUAACAAUGCAUGGUUUGUCAGUCGUGUCAUCUUCAGGACCUUUCCACUGGGUCGCUACCACACGGAGUACACGCUGGUGUCGCACACCUGUGCGCAGGCCAACCUGACGCGUCGCCGAAUGACAUUCCUGCUCUACAUUAAUCAGGGUGUAACACUUCCCCCGCAGCUGCUCUUCCGUCUCCGUGAAAGCGUCCUGGCGCAGAAAGGGAACCUGGUCGUAGUGGCACACGAGGAUAGCUUGAGGAAGGGUGGCGCUACACCUGCGGUUAUUUCGGAACUCACCGCAAGUGGCUUGGUGCGCUGCAUUCCGUACAAUAAGCGGUGGGCGACACUCGCUGUGCGGGGAGAACCACGACCCAGAGCGGUUGAGAGGUGUGGCGCGCAGGCUCUGUCGCUGUGUAGAGACGUGGUGUCUAAGUGCAUCGCCGAGUCUCUUGUAGCGCUGCAGGUGACGAAGGAGUACCUGGCGCGGUCUGGAUAA